Molecule: messenger RNA, 2724 nt
Organism: Necator americanus (New World hookworm)
Lineage: Eukaryota; Metazoa; Nematoda; Chromadorea; Rhabditida; Ancylostomatidae
Exons: 22
Coding region: 1-2724 (907 amino acids)
Biological process (GO): rRNA processing
Cellular component (GO): small-subunit processome; Pwp2p-containing subcomplex of 90S preribosome
Molecular function (GO): protein binding
Source: RefSeq, a predicted model, not a curated record
AUGCGUCGAACAGAUUCGACGUUAUUUGCCCCAUAUCGCUCGAUGGGAGUGGUAUGCUCGGAUGUGAGACCAGUUGUUCGACCGAAUGAAUCCAAAACGAGGAUGACUUCACUAAUUUGUCCGGUUGAUAACGUUGUUAUGCACUAUAAAGCAGAAAAGUUGCGACUUAUAGGUAUAUCUGACGUGUUACCAGAUAUAAUUACGGCAGUUGCAGCUGAUCGAAAUGGAGUUUAUGCUGCUGCCGGCACCUCAAUAGCUGUGAUGAAAACCUGCCGUCAUAUUAGCCGAUACAUUGAUGUGGGCGCUAAAACGAAGUUCAUGAAAGUAUUGGGCGAUAAUAUGUUACUAAUCGACGACAAAGAUGGGAUCAGAGUUAUCAACAUCCCGGAUGGUCAAGAAAUCCUUCAUAUGGAAGGUUCGAGAGAAUUCCAAAUAACUGCUAUGGUGCAUCCAAGCACUUACAUGUACAAGAUUCUUCUUGGUUCCUCUCUAGGAACGAUGCGACUUAUUAAUUUUCGUACAGGUCGUAUUAUUCACGAAUUUUCAAAAGGGUUUGAGUCACCAAUAACUGUGUUAGAGCAGUCUCCUGCUGUUGAUGUCAUUGCUGUUGGUCUAGUAAAUGGUCAUAUUUUCCUACAAAACGUGCGGAUUGAUGAAACCAUUUGCAAAUUCCGGCAUGAGAAAUCGAUUUCUGCAGUUGGAUUCAGGAAUGAUGGCAAACCACUUAUGACAACUGCAGACAUCGGAGGUGACAUAGUGGUAUGGGAUUUGGAAAAGCGCCAACUAAUAGGUAAAAUCUCUCAUGUCCACCACGCCGCUGUCACUGAGCUCUAUUUUAUGCCCGGAGAGCCUGUUAUGGUGUCUGCAUCUGCUGACAAUUCACUUCGGACGUGGGUUCUAGACGGUGCCGAUGGAAUGCCUCGACAACUUGUUAUUCUCGAAGGACACGCGGAGAGUGUAACAGCUGUGCAGUUCAAUGGAAAGCAAGAGGUUCUGUCUUCUGGACUAGAUGGUUCCGUUAGAAAGUAUAUGGUAAACGUCGAAACUAUGAGACAAAAGCUGGGGAGCGCAGGAAUUAUGUCAAGGGCAAAAGCGAAGAAAAGGCAUAUUCCAAUAGAAAAUAUCAAAAUGGAGCCCGUUAUUGACAUGGCAGUAGGGUGGAGCAGAGAAGCGGCGUGGGAUAAUGUUUUGUGCAGGCACAAGGACACUCUUCUUGUAACCACAUGGACUACAAGAAAAAAUUCUCAGGGAACGCAUAAGUUGGUGCACAAAAGAUUUACUAAAGACGCUUCACUCUCCAAAGCCACAGCAACGGCAAUCGCUCUUUCUCCUUGUGGAAAUUUCGCUUUUAUCGGUUAUUCUACAGGUCACGUCGAUCAAUUUAACAUACAAAGUGGUCGUCACGUGAAGACUUUUGCGAAACAAGCAGAUCAAGAAGGAGAACAGAGCGAAAAGGAGAAUUCAGAGCAUCAGAAAGCUCACGAUUCAAAAAUCACUGCAUUAGUGGUGGAUUCCCGUGGCUCAGAACUCAUCACCGGCUGCUAUAGUGGAAAGCUAAAAUAUUGGCAAGCACGCACCGGCAAGCUGUUGGCGACGAUGAGAACAAGACUUCGUAUUGAACGAUCAGCACCUUGUACCGCCAACAGUUUAUUAGCAGUCGUUUGCAUUGGAGAUGAAGGUGCUUCUGUUGCCGUUGUCGACACAUUGUGUCGUCGUGUCGUUCGAACUUUCUCAUCUGUUGGUGGUUCUGUAAAUGCAGUGACCUUCUCAAGCGAUGGACGGUGGCUUUUAACUGCUGAUAACAGCAAAUAUAUCAGGGUUUGGGAACUUUCCACGUCUCAGUUGAUAGAUGUUAUGCUGUUCGAUAGACCGUGUAUAGGAAUGUCAUUUAACAACUCAGGGGAGUAUUUGGCUACUAUUCAUGAGGACGAAAAAUCCAUCUUCAUUUGGGCAAAUAAGAAAAUGUAUGCAUCUCACGUCAAUAUAAGGGCACUUCCGCUUGAUUAUCUGCCAACAUGGAAAUCACAUGUUCCUGAAGUUGGUGUCAACACAUUUGUUAUUGACGACGAAAGUGAAGAAUGGGAAAGCAGUGAACAGAUUGAUUCAUCACUAGUAACGUACUCUGGCUUAGCCCCAUCACGAUGGGCUAAUCUGCCUGAUCUAGCUCUCAUAAAAGAACGAAACAAACCAGAACAGCCACCAAGAAAGCCAAAGCAGGCUCCCUUCUUUCUCACUGCUGCUCCUACUCUUGAAGGCUUCGAAUUUGAAGUACCUCAAGAAGAUCAAGAUGAGAGACGACGAACGUUGCAAGCCAAGAGAAGUCUACUUGAGUUGGAGAGUUCAUUCAGUUCGAUGUUGAGAGCUGCAACAAGUUCUGAAGAUCUUCAAGAAGUUUUUCAAAGUUUAAAGAAGAUGUCCGUAUCAGCUAUAGAUUUCCAACUACGAACUCUACCAGCUGUUCUCUUGACAAAAUUCUUCAAGAUGCUCACUGAGGUACUAAAGACAAGAAGAGACUUUGAUCUAGUGCAAGCCUAUCUGGCAACAGCUUUGAAAAUCCAUAGAUCUGCAUUGUGGCAAGAGGAAGACGAUGCUCAAGAGGCGGACCAGCUGACGAACGCCUUAGAAGAGCUUUCUUUGGAACAAGAGCGCAUAUGGUCGGAGUACGAUAAAGUGAUGGUGGAGAAUGCUGCUGUCACGCAAUGGGUAAAAAAUGCUCUUAUAUAG